Messenger RNA from Paramecium sonneborni, 2870 nucleotides. The record is from the annotation of a GenBank genome assembly. NCBI's taxonomy places the organism in Eukaryota, Ciliophora, Oligohymenophorea, Peniculida, Parameciidae.
AUGUCAUUAAAAUAAAAUGUAAUAAAAAGCCUAAUUGUUCAAACCAAAGAAAUUUAAAAUUAAAUUUAAGAUCAGGCAUUAUAAAUGAUAGGUAAAUCUUAAAUAUAUAAAGGUGAUUAAUCAUAUGGUUUACUUAAUUUUUAGAUUUGGAGUUAAAAGAAAACACAAAUCACUUUACUAAAAGAAUAAUAGUAUAUUGAUCCAGAAUAACUAGAGAAAUUAGAUGAAAAUGAAAACUAAAAUAAUAAUUGGAACUUGUUUAGAAUAUUUCAAGUAAUUGCACCAGAAGAACCUAAAAAGAUCUUUUGGGACUUAGUUGGAAUGGGAUUCAUUUUCAUAUAAAUGAUAUUGAUUCCUUUAAUUCUUACAUUUAGUUUAGAUCUAGAUGAUGGUUUUAGUAUAUUUGACAAUAUUAUGGAUUGUUAUUUUAUUGUUGAUAUUGUAUUACAAUUUUAAACAGGUUACUAUAACAAGUAAAUAAUAUAAAUUAUUAUAGAGGUAAUUAUAUCAGUCAAAGAAGAAUGAUUGCUUUAAACUAUUUAAAGUUAUGGUUUUGGUUAGAUUUGAUAUCUUCAUUUCCUUAUGAUGCAAUAAUAUCCUUAACUAUUGAAGAAGACAAUUAAUAAGAAAUAUAAAGAAAUACUUAAAUAAUUAAAAUAAUGAGGGUUCUAAGAUUUGUUAAAGUUAUCCGAUUGAUGAGGGCACUUAAACUUAAAAAGAUUAUUAAUUAAAUUGAAGAUUCCUUAUCUUUAGAUAAAUCUAUAACCUCAUUUAUAUAAUUCUUAAAGAUUUGUCUUAUAAUUUUGUGUUUAUCGCAUUGGUUAGCAUGCAUUUGGAAUGCCAUCAGAUUGUUUUAACCAAAUUAAUAAGAUUGGUAUUCCUAAUAUGUUGUUAAUUACUAUCAAAAAUUGGAUAAUGAUCCUAAUUAUUGGUUUAAUUAAUAUGUAGCUGGAAUUUAUUUUAGGUAUAUCUCAAAUUAUAUAAGAAAUAAAGCAUAACAACAAUGAUCACUAUUGGUUAUGGAGACAUUUCACCAAAAAAUACUAUUGAAAGAUCUUUUGGUGUAUUUGUGAUGAUUUUAGCUUCUGGAGUAUUUGGAUAUGUCAUGAAUUCUAUUGUCUUAUUAUUUUAGAAUACAAACGAAUCUCUAGAAGAAUUACUCAAUUAAAAUGAUUCUGUCAAAAAGUUAAAACUUUUAAUUUAUAUUAGAUAUUUAAAACAAAAAUGUAUUCAUAAAUCUCUUUAAGCCAGAAUUAAGAAUUAUUCAGAAUGGUUAAUCGAGGAUGAAUAAUUGCAGAAAGGAUAUGCAAAUAAUACAUUGGAAAAACUAUCAUUGCCUUUAAGAAAUUAAGUUACUUAGUUGGUACAUGGUAAUAUGAUGAGCUAAAUUAAAUUCUUAAGAAAAAAUUUUUCAUCACUUUUAUUAAAGAAAUUAGCUUUCAUUUUUUAAGAAGAAAGUAUUAAAAAACAAAAUAUUAGUAUAUAAUCCAGAAGAUUGGAUAAUUAAGCAUGACGAUCCUAUAAAUGAUUCUACAUCAAUUUAUUUUAUUCUUAAUGGAAGAGUAUCAAUAUGUUUACCAAAAACAAAAGGAAUAAUUGAUAUCCAUGAAUUAACAAAAAAAUAAUAUUUUGGAGAAAUAUCAUUUUUUGCUAAUGUUCCUAGAUGUGCAUCAGUAAAAGCUAGAAAUUUUAUAAAUAUUUUUCGAUUAUCAAGAAAACAUUUUAUUGAAUUAUGUGAAAGAGAAGAUUUAGAGCAAUUUUUUUAAUUAAAAUUUAAUAUUGAAUUUGAAUAAAAAUUAACAGAUUUAAAUAUUUAAUGUUUUGUAUGUUCAGGAGAUAAUCAUACUGCUAAAUAUUGCCCUAAUACUCAUUAUGUAAUCAAUAAAUAUGAUAGAAUUAAUAUUAUUGAGAAAUAUAAUUAUUAAAUCAAAUUAAUGAUAAAUUCUAAAAGGAGAUUACGUAAAAAAACAAGAACAUUUACAAAUUUUAAUAAAAAUCAAAAAGCUUUUCAAUAAAUAACAUCUGAUCUUUAUACUCUUGAAAAAUAUUUAAAUUCUUUUAAAAAAAAUAAAUUAACUACUCUUAGAAUUAAAGAUUCAUUUAAAACAGAUUCAAUAAAAGAGUAUACUAAUUUUAUUCCAUAUUCUAAUUUAAGAUCAAUUGCAAGAUUAUAAAAUUAUAAUGCAGAAAUAUAUGCUGAAACUGUUAGAUAAUUAAAAGAAUAAGAAAAAAAAAAUAAAUUAAAAAGUAAAUUUGUUAAAAUCUUAUAAAAUAAAUAAGAAAAAAGAUCUUCAUAGUAAUCAUAAAAAGAAUCUACAAAUAAAUUUUCAAAACUUAUUUUAGAUUUAACAAAAAUUAAAUAAUAAUAAAAAUAGGAUGAAUUAUCUUAAACAAUAGAAAAAAUAGAAUAAAAUCAUCAUCAAUAAAAAUUAUCAAGGCUAACAUCUCCAAAAAAUAAUAAUUUAGCUUUUAAUAGAACAACAACUAUUAAUAAUAAUUGUUAUAGAAAUAAUAGAAAAUUAAAAAGAAUGCGUAGAAAUAGUUUCUUAAAUGAAUAGAAUGAAAUUAAUCAAUUCCAAGAAAUUAUUGAUGUAAUUCCUGAAGAUGCUUUAGAAAGUCCAGUUUAACUUUUAAAUCCAACAAAAUCUAAUAAAUUAAUCCUAAAGCCAUUAAAAUUAUUUAAAUCUACAGAAUCAACUAUGAUGCUAUCAAUACAAUCUCCUAAUCUUUAAAUAGAAAAAUAAAAAAAAAGAAGUUAAUCAAUAGAUUAAAUUAAUACAAUAGAUUAUGGAUUACAAAAUUAUCAUAAAUAAUUUCUCGAAAACAUGAUUUAUCUUGUUUUAAACUAUAAACUUCAAGAUUGUAAAUGA